AUGACUCAAUCAGCCCCCUUUCAUCGCCGCUCCCCUUCCUCUCCUCAUGCCUCCAAGUCUAAAACCACUCGUCCGGCCAUACACCGACGAGGCAACUCUCACGCCAGCACCUCAAUAUCGAAACUAGGCUCGGGACAAAGGGGAGCGUGCAAGCCGACGACCUCGGACGAUACCGAGUUCGACAUGGCCAGCUUCUUGAACUUUUGUGCUAUGUGUGAGAACCAGAUCACCGUCCCCAACAACACCUUGCUAUAUUGUAGCGAAAGCUGCCGCCGCAAAGACUCGCGCAAACCUCUCUCCGCAUCCCUCCCAUCUAUGUCCGCAAUGUCCACAAUGUCCACAAUGUCCUCAACAACACCCCCAACAUCACCUCCUCUCUCUCCACGCACCAUCGUCGCCCCAAUGAUCCCAACUCGCAUCCCAAGUACCAACACAUCCCUCCCAUCCACCCAAAUAUUCUCCCACACCCACUCCGCCAAAUCAGAUCUCGACCCCACAGAGUGGAAGCCCGUAUUAUCCCGCGCCUCGUCCCUCGCUUCCUCCGAAGCCUGGACCUACCUCUCUCAGUUCCACCGGGGCUCCAGCGAUCCCCUCGUCCGCCCCACCGUCUACCGCAGCAGUUCCAGCCUGCCUGCCCUGGCCGCCGGCGCAUCCCACAACAACACCAUGCCAGCCCUGACCAGCGCCCCAUCCACUGUCGCCUCGUCCUACAGCAGCACUGCCUCCGAUUACCUGGGCAUGUACGAGUCUUCGCGCCCACUGCCCCCGCGCCACAACCCUUACUCCGGUACUAGCGCGACCAAGGGCGUGGAGCUCGUUGUCCCGCAUAUCGUCUCUGAACAUGAGGAUCUUGAUCCCGUUUCGGACCGUGGGUCGAUUUUGCCGGCUAGCAGUGCCGUGUGGGAAACUUCCUAUAAGAAAUCUGCGCCUAUCAAUAUGGGGGGAAUGGGUGGUCGUCGCGCUGAGUGUGUGAAGAACUGA
Penicillium bovifimosum is the source of this 981-nucleotide messenger RNA. RefSeq lists its product as uncharacterized. The transcript has 3 exons. Lineage: Eukaryota; Fungi; Ascomycota; Eurotiomycetes; Eurotiales; Aspergillaceae. Bases 1 to 981 code for a protein of 326 amino acids. The record is from RefSeq and is a predicted model, not a curated record.